UGGUCAACUCCAAACUAUGGAGCAAGCUGGGUUCCAACCCAUGGAUGUCGCCUGGCCGCUUACAGUCACCUCGACCGGGUCAGUCCCAUCUCAUUCAAUGAAGCUAAAAAUCGCAAUCGUAGGAGGCGGUCCCUCUGCAUUUUAUUGCGCUUCAAGAAUUCUCUCAAAAUUGCCUAUUGCGGGCCCAAGAGGAAAAGAUGUCGAGGUGCAUAUGUUCGACCGACUGUGGGCUCCUCACGGACUGGUGCGCUACGGUGUUGCUCCUGAUCACCCAGAAGUAAAAGUAAGCAAUAUUUGA
Molecule: messenger RNA, 298 nt
Organism: Acaulospora colombiana
Lineage: Eukaryota; Fungi; Glomeromycota; Glomeromycetes; Diversisporales; Acaulosporaceae
Source: the annotation of a GenBank genome assembly